Bombyx mandarina (wild silkworm) is the source of this 1257-nucleotide messenger RNA. It is a transcript of the gene NGR-A28, whose product is annotated as neuropeptide receptor A28. Lineage: Eukaryota; Metazoa; Arthropoda; Insecta; Lepidoptera; Bombycidae. The record is from RefSeq and is a predicted model, not a curated record. Gene Ontology annotation, cellular component: plasma membrane. Gene Ontology annotation, biological process: neuropeptide signaling pathway. Gene Ontology annotation, molecular function: vasopressin receptor activity.
AUGGAUGAAUCGACGCAAAUGGAUGUGACAGCUUGUAAUGACACAACGUGCUCUGACACCACAUCCACUCCGGAGCAGAAUUUCGUUAUCGGAGUAUAUAGCAUACUGUUAGUCAUUGGAGCUGUUGGAAAUGUGGCUGUGCUGAUCUCCUUACUUCGAAACAGGCGAAGGAAGUCCAGGGUCAGCCUUCUCAUGACGCAUCUCGUCAUAGCAGAUAUGAUCGUCAUAUUCUACUUUAUUCCUCUGGAGAUAGGAUGGCGAAAAACGAACGCUUGGCUCGCUGGGAACGUCGCCUGCAAAUUUCUACAAGUCUUCAGAGGGUUUGGACUGUACCUGUCUUCGAACGUGUUAGUCUGCAUUUCUGUUGACAGAUUUUUUGCUAUAAUAUAUCCAUUGAGGUUGGCCAUCGCUAGAAAAAGGAGCAAGAUGAUGCUUUACGUAGCUUGGGCGUUCGCUUUAUUGCUUAGCCUGCCACAGAGCGCAGUAUUUCGUGUAAUGGAACACCCGCAAAUACCGGACUUCAAGCAGUGCGUUUCCUUUGAAGCCUUCUCGAAUCAUCAGCAAGAGUUAGCGUAUAACGUCAUUUGUCUUAGCGCGAUGUAUUUCGUGCCUCUGUUAGUAAUAACAAUAUGCUAUUUGUGCAUUUUCUACAAGAUAUCGAGGAACUCAAAACAGAAUUCAGAAAAGGAACCGCCGUCAAAUAGCCGGCGUGUUAUCCUACGUCGGUCUGACCAGCGACCCUUAGUUCGCGCUCGACGGAGGACUUUACGGAUGACAGUCACUAUUGUCACUGUCUUCGCUUGUUGCUGGUUUCCUUACGCUACUAUGACAUUAUGGUACAUGCUGGACUGGGAAUCAGCUAUGCGUGUUCCAAAGCGAUUACAAGACUUUUUCUUCAUCAUGGCUGUGUCAAACUCGUGCAUGGACCCCCUGGUGUAUGGCUCCUACACCGUGGACCUUAGAGCUUUAAUUCUGGCCCUACGGAAGAUAUUCUGCAUACGCAAGGAGCCUACAGUAUUGCCAGGAAUCAAAAGACCCGAAACGAUAACUCUAGUGGACCAGCUUCGUAUUUCGCAAUCAAGAAAACGAGUUCGUCUUUCGAAUCCGCGUGAUGACCUGACUACCCCGAGAACAAGCUCCGAGCCUUUUGCAUACCGCGCCCACCAUUCAUUUAGUGAACGAGCGAUCAUCAUGAAACCAACACACAGCUGCGACGAUUUCACAUUAAGUUCGCCAAAAAAAUGGUAUUCCGCUUAG